Messenger RNA from Trichosurus vulpecula (common brushtail), 1240 nucleotides. RefSeq names its product NADH:ubiquinone oxidoreductase subunit B5 (gene NDUFB5). Bases 42 to 629 code for a protein of 195 amino acids. The transcript is spliced from 6 exons. The record is from RefSeq and is a predicted model, not a curated record. Lineage: Eukaryota; Metazoa; Chordata; Mammalia; Diprotodontia; Phalangeridae.
GCUCCAGGCCUCGGCGUCCUGACGGAAAGCCGGGGACGGCCAUGGUGGCGAUGAGCCUCUUGCUGCGGGCUUCGGCCUCGGCGGCUACGGGUGCCGGCUUGGCCUUGACCCGCCGCGGGCUCGGGCCGCAGCUGCGCCUAGGCGGCUUGCUUUCCCGGAGCGUUCCGGGGGUGGGCGCCGUGGCCCCAGUCCGACAUAGUGGAGACCAUGGAAAGAAAAUGUUCGUCAUCAAAGCUUCUGAAUUUUAUGACAAGAGAUUUUUGAAGUUGUUGAGAUUUUAUUUAUUGUUGACUGGGAUUCCAGUAGCAAUUGGCAUAACACUGGUGAAUAUAUUCAUUGGUGAAGCUGAAUUAGCAGAAAUCCCAGAAGGCUACGUUCCAGAGCACUGGGAGUAUUUCAAGCAUCCUAUAACCAGGUGUAUUGCUCGUUAUGUUUAUGAACCUCCUGAAAAGAAUUAUGAGAGAACCAUGGCAAUCCUUCAGUUGGAAGCGGAAAGGGCUGAUCUGAGGUUGAAAUACCGGGAAACAGAAAGACUUAUGCGAGGAAGAGGGGAUGGACCCUGGUUUCAUUACCCAACUGUUGAUAAGCACCUUAUUGAUCAAGAUCCUAAAGCAGUACCUGACCAUUAAGCUAUUGAUUCUACACGUCUGAUAUGUGCUCUCUUUCGGGGGGGUUAAAUGAAGAAAUGCAUACUGUAUUGUCGUUCUCUGAAUAAAACAGCCAAUUCCCUUUUGGUCUUAGUUCUCAGUGUAGUUUGAGAAAAUUGCUUUUGUUGUUAAGGGAUGGUUUUCUUUCUUUUUAAAUUAAUAUAUUUUUUUAGUUUACAACACUCAGUUCCACAAGUUUUUGAGUUCCAAAUUUUCUCCCUCUCCUUCCCUUCCCCCCUCCCCCACCAAAGACAGCAUAUAGGUUCUAUGUAUACCUUCACAUUAAACUUAUUUUGGGAUGGUUUUCUUUUUUAAGAAGGUCAUGAAUAUAGCAAUUAAAAUUAGAUGAGGGCAAAGUUUGUGAACUUCUAAAGGAUAGUAUUGUUUGGAAGUAGAUUCUACAAUAUGCCCAGUAAAUGAAAGUUGUGGACAGGUGGUAUAACUGUAUCAAAAAUGACUUGUGUACCUAAGCAUGUAGAAUGUAGGUAUCUUGGUUCAUCAUUGACAACUCAUCUGUUUCAAUUGACAUUGGAAUUUUUAGCCUGGAUUAUGUAAAAGAUGAACUCCUUAAUAAAUUAGAAAAAUGAAAAACU